Messenger RNA from Cheilinus undulatus (humphead wrasse), 1487 nucleotides. RefSeq names its product homeobox protein Hox-A4. Gene Ontology annotation, molecular function: RNA polymerase II cis-regulatory region sequence-specific DNA binding; DNA-binding transcription factor activity, RNA polymerase II-specific. The transcript is spliced from 2 exons. The coding region runs from base 1 to 762 and encodes 253 amino acids. NCBI's taxonomy places the organism in Eukaryota, Metazoa, Chordata, Actinopteri, Labriformes, Labridae. Gene Ontology annotation, cellular component: nucleus. The record is from RefSeq and is a predicted model, not a curated record. Gene Ontology annotation, biological process: embryonic skeletal system morphogenesis; anterior/posterior pattern specification; regulation of transcription by RNA polymerase II.
AUGACCAUGAGUUCCUACUUGAUAAACUCCAACUAUAUCGAGCCUUCCUUUCCUCCAUGCGACGAAUAUCAGCAGAGCGGAUACAUCCCCAACCCUGGUGAUUAUUACGAGCGGCCAAAAGAUACGGGCUUCCCCCAUCACGAAGAGCCAUCCUAUCCGAGGUCAAACUACACUGAAACGGGAUACGAUUACGGUAACGUCCCCGCCACUGGACUCGAUGAUUUCGGCGACGGGCAUCACGCACAACCGCAGCCUGUUCCACAGAGCCACGGUCCCCGCCUCAGCGCGGCCCCAGACGGUGGCGCAGGGGCAAAUGCCAGCAAAGACUGCAGCCUCGCCGGUGAGGUGUAUCCCGGCGUAGCGAAGGGCAAGGAGCCGGUGGUCUACCCUUGGAUGAAAAAGGUCCACGUUAGUACCGUCAAUGCCAGUUACUCUGGAGGAGUGCCCAAGAGGUCCCGCACUGCCUACACCCGCCAGCAGGCUCUGGAGCUGGAGAAGGAGUUCCACUUCAACCGGUACCUGACCCGACGCAGACGGGUGGAGAUUGCGCACACCAUGUGCUUGUCCGAGCGCCAGGUCAAGAUCUGGUUUCAGAACCGGAGGAUGAAGUGGAAGAAGGAGCACAAGCUCCCCAACACCAAGAUCCGCUCCUCCUCAUCCAGCUCGGCCUCGUCCUCAGCCUCGGGGGCCCAGCAGCAGCAGCAGCAGCAGAUCAAAACAGGCCAGCAGCUCGUCCCCACGCCGUGCACCGCAGGUCUAUAGUGCCUGAACCGAACCCCCCACCCCGCAAGAACCCCAAAUCCAGACUGAGAUGGCAAAUAACACAAGUGGAAUUUGAUGGACCGAUUCUCAGUAUUUUACACUCAUGGUGUUCUCCUUCCCCCCUCGCCUCUGCCUCUGGGCCCCUGUCACGUCCUUUGUGCCCUCUCCCCUCUCCGCUCGUCCUCGCCCUCUUCAUAUAAGCUUGAAAUCCACCUUUAAUUGCCACGGUGGCACCUGAAGUGUUAUAUAUUUGUUUAUUAUCAUGAAAAGAAGGAUUACGCACAUUCAAAAAUAGGACUUGGAUCAAAAUGUAUAAUUACAGUUAAAAUUGAGUGAGGUUAAAGUAAGUUGGAGAUCAUUUUUCUAUGUCUUUUUUGGAUUUUUUUUUUUCUAUUACUGCUCAUGGAAAGUUCUAAUAUACUUGAAAGAUAUUUAGCGAGAGUUCAGAUGCCUGUUAGAGAAGCAGACGGCUGUUUUUAGAGGAGUGGCAUCAGUCACAGUAACAGUGUAGUUUGUGUGUUUGACUGGGUUGGUUUACUGUUGAAUGUAGUCCAGGAGACUUUCACAUUUUAAUGUACAUAGGAAAAUCAUAAUGAAGGCACAAUAAGAAGAGAGUUUCGUCACGUAGAUUUCUGUUUGUUGGUGUCGUGUAAGGUCUAGUUUUAUUUGUGCUAGUCCGUCCCAUGUUGUGCUGUGUUCUAAACUGUGAAUAUUUGUAUGUGUUG